AUGGCGCCCCCAACUGUGGCCACACCUGCCCCGACUGCAAACAAGCCGUACGGCACGCUGCCAAACACCUGGUGCAGGGAAUGUCCGGCCGAUAAAGUGGUGCGGAGAAAGCACCUCUGGCCAGGAAGACGUACCAAGCUUAUUGCACUUGAUUCUCUUGUGCAGGGCGUGUGUGCAUUGAUCCAGGAGCGGCUGUCCACCACGGGCCAGGAGGCGAUCAAGCAGCGCAGCAAGCAGGGUACGCCUUAUCCAUUGAAAGAGAGCAGCCUAGGCUUCGACACUGGAGACCCUGUGCUGAACCAAGCGGCCAAGGUGCUGCGGCUGCUCUACGUGCAGGACCUGCGUGACCUGCAGACUCGCAUCAACGAAGCCAUUGUGGCUGUGCAGACCAUCACGGCAAACCCAAAGACAGACACCCGGCUGGGAAAAGUGGGGCGCUAGACAAUGCAUCCACUGCCACUGCUAUGCUCCAGUGCCUGCUCCCUCUCUCAAAUGGACACGUCUGUGUGCGUGCAUGUGCAUUUGUACGAACUGUCUGCUCGUCCUGUUCAGUGUUCUGCAUAAAGCUGCCUAGCAGAUCCA
Dermacentor silvarum is the source of this 582-nucleotide messenger RNA. Its product is annotated as RNA transcription, translation and transport factor protein-like. Gene Ontology annotation, biological process: tRNA splicing, via endonucleolytic cleavage and ligation. The coding region runs from base 1 to 441 and encodes 146 amino acids. NCBI's taxonomy places the organism in Eukaryota, Metazoa, Arthropoda, Arachnida, Ixodida, Ixodidae. The record is from RefSeq and is a predicted model, not a curated record. Gene Ontology annotation, cellular component: tRNA-splicing ligase complex. Gene Ontology annotation, molecular function: RNA binding. The transcript has 4 exons.